Messenger RNA from Nematocida major, 1140 nucleotides. RefSeq names its product obg-like ATPase 1. NCBI's taxonomy places the organism in Eukaryota, Fungi, Microsporidia. Gene Ontology annotation, molecular function: GTP binding; ATP hydrolysis activity; ATP binding. The transcript has a single exon. Gene Ontology annotation, cellular component: cytoplasm. Bases 1 to 1140 code for a protein of 379 amino acids. The record is from RefSeq and is a predicted model, not a curated record.
AUGAGCGUGCAAAAGAAAAAAGACGGGUUGGUAAAACCAAAAGUAAAAUUUGGAAGAACAAACACGCACAACUUGACAAUGGGGAUAGUUGGCCUGCCAAAUGUGGGGAAAUCGUCGCUAUUUAAUGCUAUGACAGGGCUGCAGGUCCCCGCAUCAAACUAUGCAUUCUGCACGAUUGAUCCCUCCGAGGCAAAGGUGAGCCUUAAAGACAAGAGAAUGGACCACCUGUGCAGCCUGUACAAGCCUAAGAAGACGACGCCUGCGUAUUUGACGGUUUUCGACAUCGCAGGGCUUGUAAAGGGCGCGUCUGAGGGCCUGGGCAUGGGAAACAACUUUUUGGAGAACAUAAGACAGGUCGACGGGAUAUUCCAUGUUGUGCGGUGCUUCAGCGACGACUCUGUUGCGCAUGUGGACGACUCUGUUGACCCUGUGCGAGACUGCCAGGUCAUAAGGCAGGAGCUGCGCUUGAAGGACUUGGCAGACUCAAAGAAGCGGCUUGAAAUGGCUAAGAAAGAGCAGAGGUCAAAGCCGUCGGACAAGUACUUCAAAAUAUACAUGGAGGCUUUGGAGAAGCUGGUGGCAGGCCUGGAGGAGGGCGUUGAUGCACGAUGCAUCGACUUUUCGUCGGACGAGGUAAAGUCCCUGAAGCCGCUGAACCUUAUCACAGCCAAAAACGUUGUCUAUCUUGCAAACAUCAGCGUAGACAAAUACAGGCAAAGAAAGCCCACUUCCUUGGCGGUUAAGCUGAAGAAGCACUUGAUGGAUACAGACCCUGAGGCCCCGUGCGUGCUGGUGUGUGCAGGGCUGUCCGGCACGGAGGCGGAGGAGUACCUGGACAAGGCAGUUGCUGCUGGAUACAAAACGCUGGAGCUGAGCACUUUCUUCACGUGCGGCCCAGAAGAAGUAAGAUGCUGGACCAUCCGCGAGGGGACUCUUGCGCCAGACGCUGGUGCUGUCAUACACACGGACUUUAGGACCGGAUUUGUAGCCGUGGAUGUCAUGGCAUACGACGACAUAGUAGAGCAUGGAAAUGAGCAGGAGCUUAAGAUGAAAGGUCUGUGCAGAAUGAAGGGGAGAGACUACCCUGUGGCAGAUGGAGACAUUCUGCAUUUUAGAGCCGGACGAGUUAAUAAAAAGUAA